Messenger RNA from Pomacea canaliculata, 1570 nucleotides. RefSeq lists its product as uncharacterized. Bases 159 to 1373 code for a protein of 404 amino acids. NCBI's taxonomy places the organism in Eukaryota, Metazoa, Mollusca, Gastropoda, Architaenioglossa, Ampullariidae. The transcript has 9 exons. The record is from RefSeq and is a predicted model, not a curated record.
UGCUGUCGUUGGUUCUUCACUCUCUCCUGGUGUAUCUCCCUCUCCACACGUGCAGACUGCCAGCAGUUGUCAACCUCUCCUCGUCUCAGACGCUGCUUUCCUCGGGACAUCCUGCCACUAACAGCAUUCUUAUAGAGACCAUCUCUGGGUGGAUACCAAUGCUGCGAUUCUUUUUAUUUAUCCUCUCCCUGUCUCCUGGUCUCCUGGCAAACGAUGCAGGAAGAUGCCAAGGCGAAGUCUGCAUGCGAACCAAGUGGCACAAUAUAAGCUGCACGACAGACGACGAUUGCGAUCAACCAUUCACCGUGUGCUACAAACACCAGUGUAGAUGUGAAGCUGGAUUAUUCUACACAACACAUGAUACGUGCACUAGCUCAUGCAGCACAGACGAGUUGCAGAACAACUUUACAGAGUAUCCAGACAGUGGUAUAGGUGGAGACCACCUUGCUAGCUCGGAUGGAGUCAGUCUGCAAGACUGCAAGGACAGGUGCCUGGCUGACAAACGUUGCCUCACCUUUGAUUUCGAAGCCAAUGGAGGUCUCUGUCGGCUUCAUAAUGUCACCGCCUUUGAGUCUCACUCACACUGGCAUCCUAGCACGAGUAAAGGCUGGACCCACUACCAGAGAUCCUGCAAGUCCACUUUUGCCUCACAGGACAACUGGCACAACUUACUGUGCAACAGCAAGAUGGACUGUCCUGGUCCAAACAACGACUGCUUGUCAGGACGAUGCAUGUGUAAUUUCGGCUUCAAGUUCGAUGAAAACCAGAAGGACUGUCGUGUGACAAGGUCAUGUCGAGGCUGGCAGGGAGCGGAAAGCAAGAGUGGUGUGUACCAUAUUCACCUGCCAUACAACAAGGGACAUCGGGUAGUGUGGUGCGACAUGGAGUCUGGCGGCGGCGGUUGGCUGGUGUUCCAGAGACGUCGUGACUUCUCGGUUGACUUCGACCGGAACUGGACAGAGUAUGAGCAAGGUUUUGGUGAUAUACAUGGAGAUUUUUGGCUGGGCUUGUCCACCCUUCACAUAAUGACACGAUGUCAAGAUGUGAGGUUGAGAGUGGACAUCAUGGAUAUAAGGGGUAGGCGUUACUGGGCUGAGUACUCUGUAUUCCAGGUGUUAGGUCCUGACACAAGCUACAGACUUUUCUUGCUCGAGUACUCGGGUGACGCAGGAGAUUGGAUGGCAUCUAACAACGGGAAAGAGUUUGUAACCUAUGACCGGAAUAAGUACGGGUGUGCCAACUGUUUCGACGGCGCCUGGUGGUACCCGAGUGGCUGUGGCGCUACUCACCUCAACGGCGUGUAUGUAUUUGGCAAUCAGUGGAAUAGAAUCUACCCACUGGCGUUGUCGGAGAUGAAGCUGAAGGCAAAGUAACACCAUCUUGUCUCCUGUACUCACUGCUGACACCGCCAGUCACUACAUGUUCCACUGAUGAUGUGAGCUCAGUGUAGAACCUAGUGCAGACUAUUGUACUUUAAUUCUUUACUUUGAUUGUAUUGACUGGUGAUUCUAAUAUACAUGUGUUGUAUUAUUUCUUUCAGAUUUGGAUGUGCUUGGAUAAACUGAGUUGA